AUGGGAUUCUCAGCACUGCAUUUACUUCUCUGGCUUCUGGCUACAGUCACUCUCACAACACAAGGUUUGAUGGACUUUUUAAAACUCAAAUAAAUGAGCUUUAGCUGGAGUCAAUACUGCACUUAAUGUUUUGAGCUUCAAGUGUGAAGGUAAAAAAUCUAACUUUUUGUGUAUCUUUGUCUGCAGAGUUGUUGACAAUAAGAGUGACUCCCAAGAUUGUAGCAGCGUGUGGUCAGCAGGUUAAGCUUGACUGCGAGGUGACUUCAUCUCAACAUGGGCUGUCAAUCAAACAUAUUGAGUGGUAUCAAAACAAUACCUCCUUAUGUAGGAUAAAUAGUGAGGAGGUGAUUACCACAUACCACAGGCACACUGUAAGUGACUUCCAUUGUGAGUAUCAACGUGGAAAACUGUCAAUCAUCUUUAAGGAAAUGAAGCCAAUGGACAGCGGCGACUCAAAGCCCUUUGGGUGUAACAUACGAUCCAACAAAGGAGUUAAGGACAAAAGCACCACAGUGGACUUACAAGGUCAGAGUCCAGAUUUGUUUAAGUUGAACAAACAGACCGCUUUGUUCUGUCUAUAUACCUGCCGCCAUGACUAGCUGAUUGUCUUUGGCUGUUUUCCUAGUUGGCACAAAUAUCCACUUUUUUAAGUUAAAGGUGUCCUCGAUAAUCAAACAGAUCAUGUUUCUCAAUAGAUAGCUGUGUUUGUUUUUAAUGGUCCCGCAGUGAGUAAAUGUAAGUCUAUUCACAUCUACAAAAGAGGCUAACGUGCUUUAAUGGGAAAAAAACAAAGACUUUUUCAUUUCACUUGGUGUUCAUGGGUAGAGAGUAAAACCAACGGCAGUACUUGUACAUUUGUCUUCAUGGCGAUUCAGUACACAUAACUUUCCUAACUCUUACUACUUAAAUGAAAAUUCUAUCUUAAUGUUCUAUCUUAUUGAAAAGUACAAUUCCUGUUAACAUCAAACUCAACUAAUAAAUCAAAAAUCUAUAUGGAUUGGCAAUGAGAUGGCAAUCAACCAAGGAUAAAAGAGAAACCAUUUCUUUGCAAAUGUUUGUAAGUUUUUUCGGUGCAGACUCUUUUGCAGAAGUUGUUUAUUCAGAGCAACCAAUCAGAAGACACUUCCUGUAAAAUUAAACAACUGUAGCUUAAUAUGCAAAAUAAUAACAUGCAAAGUAACCAAUGAAAGGCAAAAACCUUUUUUAUCUGUACAACUGAGUGGGAUAGGUUACAGACUACUCUAUUUACAUUAGGGCUGGGCGAUAUGGCCUCAAAUCAAUAUCACGAUAUAUUGAUCAGUUCACCUCGAUAACGAUAAAUGGACGAUAACUACUCCACAAGCUCCUAAACCCACUCACAUUAACUUCGUCUACUUCAGCCGCUACAACUUUUGAACUGUCCUCCAUCUCCUCACCUGUCUUUCCCUCUUUGUUAUUGACUGGAUGGGGUGGAGUCACGUCUCUGAUGUAGGACAGCGUCUUAAAGGGACAUGAAAGCAUAGCCUACCUACACACAUCCAAAACCAACUUCUAUUUAUUUUUUUGACACCGAAUAUAUGGAAACAGGCAAAAUGACGUUGGUUAUUGUUGUAAAUUUUUGUAUCGGUAAAUUUUCAGUUUAUUGCCCAGCCCUAAUUUGCAUUACAGUAUUUGAGUAAAGUCUUCACUUUGUUUCCUUUGUGUUUUUCCUUUGCUUUGUGUUUGAUAAAGAUUAUAACAGAGUGCAGGCUUUUGAUGGUUUCAUUUGAUAAAUAGGAACGUUUUGGAUAAAGAGUCCCACUCAAAGUGCCUCCUCUGGUUUUUCUUUCAGAGUGCUGUGGACACGUUGAGGGUGUCAUGAAAGAUGGCCGUCCAGACUGUACCUUCACUCGUGUCUACCCUGAUGGAGAGGUGCACUGGUUUCACGGCUCCCACCGUCUUCAUGGACACCACACUGGAAAACGUGUUGAAGACGGGGGUUGGCUGACUAUCAACAGUUACCUGGAGAGGAAAACUUCAGAGGUGCCUUACAACUGUUCCCUGUGGAGCCCCAAAACAGGAACCUACAUAGCCAGCACUCUGAUCAAGAAGCGGCCGAAAACAAAUCCCCUCCUUGGGAAUGGAGCUGGAUCAUAUGAGCCUGCGUGGACAUUCGGGUUUGUCGCAGUCUUACUUGUUGUCUCACUGAAAUAA
This is a messenger RNA of Xyrichtys novacula (pearly razorfish), 2172 nucleotides long. NCBI's taxonomy places the organism in Eukaryota, Metazoa, Chordata, Actinopteri, Labriformes, Labridae. The record is from the annotation of a GenBank genome assembly.